Messenger RNA from Pipra filicauda (Wire-tailed manakin), 3462 nucleotides. RefSeq lists its product as uncharacterized. The transcript is spliced from 2 exons. Bases 63 to 3194 code for a protein of 1043 amino acids. The record is from RefSeq and is a predicted model, not a curated record. Lineage: Eukaryota; Metazoa; Chordata; Aves; Passeriformes; Pipridae.
GAAAUACCUCCCUCAGGACUCAGCAGCUCGCCAGGGCAACCCUGGCAGGUCAGAGGCAGAGGAUGCCAAAGGCAAAUACGGACAAGGAGCAGCUGACAGCACACAUGAAACAGGCACAUGGCAGGGCUUCAUCAGCUUCCCUGGGCAGGGAUGCAGAUGCGUGGAGAGGCCACUGGGAGCAAACAGCACAGCAGGACACAGCAAGGCCGUCGGUGUGCAUUGAAUACAACCUCGGCAGUAUGUCAGGGGGGCACAAGAAGAAGGGGACUGUUGUAAAGCAGAUCAUUGUGUCCUUCAAGAGGAAGCCUCCAGAGGAACUGUGCAGGAACUGCCUGACCCACACCACGUGCAGACAGGCUCCACUUCGGAGAGCCAGCCUGCCACAGCAGCAGGAUGACCUGGAGGACAGGGAGAUCCAGCAGCCAGAGAAUGAGGGACAGUGUUUCUCCCGGAGGCAGUCAGGGGGACUCUAUGGCAGACCUGGGCAGGUGGGUGCCAAGGAUGGAAUGAGACAGCCUAAGACAGGACGCGACAGGUCCAUGAGCUUUCCAUGGACCACACGACAGCAGCCACAAGUUGUAUAUGUGAACUUCACGAAGGGCACCAUGAGCAAGCAGGAGGCAUUGGAGUGUCUGGAAGCCCAUACUGCCACCAGUGAGCCAGUGGCUUUGGCCGAGGAGGAAGAGCGGGAAGAGGGUGUUGGUAAAAAGCUGUCCCAGGAGGAGAGGUGGGAAGAUUCAAUCAGCAGACAACUGGACCUGAAACUAAGCAUGAGUGAAGCAACAGCAGCAGAAACACCUGCAGGACAUACCUACAGAUCUCCUUCCCUCACAGUCAUUGAUGCCCUGGCUCACGAGAGGCGGACGUCCUUCCAGAAGGCACCAAGGGCUCUGCACAGGGCCUCCACUGCCACAGAGAGCAGGAGAAGCAGCAGGAGCAGUCUCUCUCCAGAAGAGCAGGAGAAGCAGCACGCAAGAGACUGCACACCGGCUCUGCUGGACACAGCCCAGUACAUUACGGGUGAGGUCGUACACAAGGCUGUAACUGUGAUCCAGGAACCCAGUGAGCAGACAGAAGAGCAACAGGACCUGGAAGACAGCAUGGAUGUGUCAUUGGUCACACCAGCAGGGGCAGAAGACCAGACACCUGCCCCCGACAGCCCCACAGAUGAUGCCCCAGCUCUGCUGGACACAGCCCAGUACAUUACAGGUGAGGUCGUACACAAGGCUGUAACUGUGAUCCAGGAACCCAGUGAGCAGACAGAAGAGCAACAGGAUGUGAAAGACAGCAUGGAUGUGUCAUUGGCCACACUAGCAGGGGUAGAAGACCAGACACCUGCCCCCGACAACCCCACAGAUGAUGCCCCAGCUCUGCUGGACACAGCCCAGUACAUUACAGGUGAGGUCGUACACAAGGCUGUAACUGUGAUCCAGGAAUCCAGUGAGCAGACAGAAGAGCAACAGGACCUGGAAGACAGUGCGGAUGUGUCAUUGGCCACAUCAACAGGGGCAGAAGACCAGACACCUGCCCCCGACAGCUCCACAGGCAAUGGUCUACUGGACACAGCCCAGUACAUCAAGGGUGGGGUUGUGCGCAAGGCUGUAACUGUGAUCCAGGAACCCAGUGAGCAGACGGAAGAGCAACAAGACCUGGAAGACAGUGCGGAUGUGUCAUUGGCCACAUCAACAGGGGCAGAAGACCAGACACCUGCCCCCGACAGCUCCACAAACAAUGGUUUACUGGACACAGCCCAGUACAUCAAGGGUGGGGUUGUGCGCAAGGCUGUAACUGUGAUCCAGGAACCCAGUGAGCAGACAGAAGUGCAACAGGACCUGGAAGACAGCAUGGAUGUGUCAUUGGCCACACCAGCAGGGGCAGAAGACCAGACACCUGCCCCCGACAGCCCCACAGACGAUGCUCUGCUGGACACAGCCCAGUACAUCAAGGGUGGGGUUGUGCGCAAGGCUGUAAUUGUGACCCAGGGACCUGAGGAGCAGACAGAAGAGCAACAGGACCUGGAUCAAAAUAUGGAUGAGGUGACAAAAGCCACAACAGAAGAGACAGAAAGCCCAGCAGACACCCCGCACAGCCCCACAGAGGAUGCCCCUGUUCUGCUGGACACAGACGAGUACAACAGGACAAAGGUCCUGGGCAAGGGUGUAAUUGCGAUCCAGGGAACCAAGCAACAGCCAGAAGAACUGAGGGACCUGGAACAAAGUACAGAUGAGGUGACAAGAGCAACAGCCACAGCAGCAGGGGCAGAGAUACCCAGGCACAUACCCCACACAGUCCCACACAGCCCCACAGACGAUGCCCCUGUUCUGCUGGACACAGCUCAGUACAUCAGGACUGAGGUCGUCCGCAAGGCUGUAAUUAUGACCCAGGCACCUGUUCUGCAGCUGGAAGAACAGUGGAACCGGGAAGGAAGCAUGGAUGAGGUAAUGGCAGCAACAGCCACAACAGCAGAAGUGACAGAAAGUCCAGUAUAUGCUCCGAACUGCCCCACACCUGAUGCUUCAACUCUGCUGGACACAUUCCAGUACAUCAGGAAUGAAGUCCAGGGCAAGGCUACGCUGUUAGUCCGGAGUCCUGAACAGCAGCCGGAAGAACAGCAGGACCUGGAACAAGGCGUGGAUGAGGUGGUGAGAGCAACAGCCACAGCAGCAGGAGCAGAGAGCCCAGCACAUGCCCUGCACAGCCCCACAGACAAUGCCCCCAUUCUGCUGAACACAGACGAGUACAACAGGACAGAGGUCCUGGGCAAGGGUGUAAUUGUGAUCCAGGGAACCAACCAACAGCCAGAAGAACUGAAGGACCUGAAACAAAGCACAGGAGAGGUGAUGAGAGCAACAGCCACAGCAGCAGAGGCAGAGGUUCUGGCACAUACCCUGCACAGCCCCACAGGCAAUGCUCCAGCUCUGCUGGACACAGCCCAGGACAUCAGGGGUAAGGUCAUGGGCAAGGCUGCUCUAAACAGUUCUCUAAAGAGUUCCAAACAGCGGCCGAAAGUACAGCAGAACCUGGAAAAAGGUACAGAUAACAUGCUGAAAGCAACAGCCACAGCAGCACAGACUGCUCCAACAGCCAGAAGAACAGCAGGACCAGAAAAGAAGUAUGGACGAGGUACCGGCAGGACCAACCUCCUCAGCAGGACCAGAGAGCCCAGCAAACGCCCCCCAAAGCCCCACAGCUGAAGCUCCGACUCUGCUGGACACAACCCACUACAUCAGGAGUGGGGUCCUGGGCAAGGCCGCUCUUGCAGCCCUGGGACCUGUCCAGCAGACAGAAAAACAGUGGGACUGGUAAGGAAGCAUGGGUGAAGGAACAGCAUCAGGAACAGCUGCAUCCAGCUGCCCCAAGGACUUGGCACUACCAGCAUAUCCUUGUCCAUGGCUUCAGGGGACCCACCUAUGAUUUGAUGCGGACACAUUUUGAGGCUAAUGAAAUGUGAUGAUUUUCCAA